This is a messenger RNA of Mugil cephalus (flathead mullet), 4138 nucleotides long. RefSeq names its product FANCD2 and FANCI associated nuclease 1 (gene fan1). The coding region runs from base 265 to 3258 and encodes 997 amino acids. Gene Ontology annotation, cellular component: nucleus. Gene Ontology annotation, molecular function: 5'-flap endonuclease activity; flap-structured DNA binding; 5'-3' exonuclease activity. The record is from RefSeq and is a predicted model, not a curated record. The transcript has 13 exons. Gene Ontology annotation, biological process: interstrand cross-link repair. Lineage: Eukaryota; Metazoa; Chordata; Actinopteri; Mugiliformes; Mugilidae.
UACUACACAGUCAAUGCUAUUACCCGGUAUGUUAGCUAAUGCAUGUGAAACCAAGUGGCAGCCUUAUAUUGUUGCCCUUGUUUCCUCUUGCAUAUGUGGAGUAUUGAAUGCCGCGAAUGUGCGAUCAUUUCAAACGAAGUGUUUCCUUUUAGCAACGUUAGCAUUUAAUUAAGCUGAAUAGAGCCAUAGCAUGAAUAGUCCUGUCUGUCCUCUCUACACUGGAACGACUUCUCUGCGACAAAGGAACCCGCUCCCGCCUGCAACAUGACGGAGAGGCCAAGCAAAGACAAACUCAGGCGAACUUUAUCAUUGUCCAAGAGCAAAAACAAAGGCGGCGUUAAAGCUGGGACCUCAGCCAGUCCUGCCACCGCAACUCCAAUCACGUCGUUCUUCGGCAGCCAGCCUCCCACUAAGCUGGCCUGUCCCCUGUGUGGCCAGCUGGUACCGAGAUUCAAGAUCAAUGAGCACAUUGAUUUGCAAUGUCAGAACUUUGAGAGAGGAGACAGCAGUGUCGCAUCAGCAAGUAAUGGUGUUGUGUCAAGCACCCAGCUGUCAUCCAGAAGGAAUCUCCCAAAAUCCCCAGGGCUGGAUGGAAAAGUGGAGGAGGAGGAGGAGGAGGAGGCCAAAGAGACCAAGACGAGUCCUUAUUUCAAAAAGAAUAACUCUCAGCAGGCACCGCGUGAGAUUAAAAGCAAGACUGUCGUCAGGACGAUCGACCUGGGGAGUCUUUCCUCUAAGCUAUCUAGAAAAUAUCCUAAGGCACCCGAGAGGAAACAGACUGAGGAUGAAAAUGCACUGAAAGAGGAAUGUUCUUCUGACACAUUAAAUAGCUCGCAGAAAGAAAAUGUUCGGACUCAGAGUUUAGAAGACAGAAAAAACACCACCGGUGUAGACACUCCAGCAACAGUUGAAGAUCCAUUGUGUUUAGAAAAGGUGCAUAAUCUUGAACAGAAAACAUCUAAAUCUGAUGCUGUCCAAAAGUUGGCUGCUCCAAAGCAGCAUCCUUCUGCCUCCAAAGUAGCAAAAAGAAAAAAGGAACCAACUUCCUCCGGUGGAAAGUCUGGCUCCCGAAAGAAAGCAAAACAUGAGAGGAGCAGUAUGGAGUCAGGAGAGAUGGUGCCUAGUGAAAGUACAGCUGAGACAACUGACGUGGACCUGCAUAAAACAGAGGUACCGUCUUCUACUACCUGUGACGCACUGUUGAGAUCUGAGGAAACAUGUGAGGAGCGUACUGUAGAUAUCAGUGAGGAUUUAGUGCCAGAGUCUAGCGCUGAGAGCAGCGACCAGAGCUCCAACACUCCCUGGAUUCCAUACUACCUCCGCAACUUCCAGACUGUGCUGCAUGCUGUGUUGGAGAAUGAGGACGACAAGGAGUUGUUCAAUGAGGACGAUAUGAUGCUCAUACAUGCUUUUCAAAAGCUGUCAGUCAUGGGGCAGAAGCUGUAUGUGAGACUAUUUCAGAGGAAACUGAAAUGGCUUCAACUCAGUAAACUGGAUUAUGAAGAGAUAUGCAGUGAUCUGGGACCUAUCGCACAGGAGCUGGUUCAGUGUGGUUUUCUACAGACAGAGAAUGAUCUUGAGGACCUAGGGGAGGCUCUGGAUCUCCUUCCGGCUCCUGAACUCAAGUCUCUAGCAAAGACUUUCCAUCUGGGUGGUUCUGGGACUCAAAAACAGCAGCUAGUGGAUGGGCUUCUUCGCCUAAGCAAGCAAAAGUCUCUCUUCUCUCUGAGCCCUGCUCAAAGCAACAUUGGGGCAGUCAUCCUCAAACGGGCAAAGCAGCUUGCAGGCUCCUGUGUGCGUCUCACUCGAGGUCCACGGGCUGUCUUCUCUCGCGUCCUUCUCCUCUUUUCUCUGACGGACACAAUGGAUGAGGAGGAGAUGGCGGCUGGAGGGCAGAAUCAGCUUUUCACCAUCCUCUUGGUAAACUCAGGACGCCUGGCCUUCCCAGACUACACAGUGGAGCGUGAGGCAAAGGUGUUUCGAGACAGAGAUGACCUUAUUAGAUAUGAAGCUGCCAUGCGAGCCCUGCAAGAGGUGAUAUCUGCUAUGCAGGCCGGUCAGUGGGAGAGGGCCCUGGAGCUUUACACAGCUGCCAAAAGUGCCUGGCAGGAGCUGAAAGAAAACCAUGACUUGAGUCACGAGAACGAGCUGCCCGUCUUCCUGCGCAGCUUCACUACAGGAUGGGCUUACACUCGCAUCUUAUCCAGGGGCGUGGAGAUUCUGCAGAGGCUCCGACACUAUGAGAAAGCAGUAGAAGAGCUGCAGUCCCUGCUAUUGCAGUCUGUUUAUUGUCCAGACAGCCGCGGGCGAUGGUGGGACAGACUGGCACUAAACCUUCAACAACACCUCAAAAAACCUGAGCAAGCCAUUUGUGCUAUCAGCGACGGGCUGUCAGACCCCCUGGUGCGCACAGGACAUAAACUCUCCCUCCAUCAGAGAGCUGUUAGGAUGAAAGAGUCUCCCAGCUGCAAAAAGUACCGUCUGCAACUCAAAGAUCUGCCCACUAUAGAAGUUAGAGAUGUCAAACAUGUGACUAUUCGAGGACAGCUGUUUCCUCAUGAGGGAGGUAUGGGAAAAUCGAGAUUUCUUUUGCCAGCGAAUGAAGAUGGGGAGGAGAGUUCUCGUGCCACUGUAAUAUGCUCUGUGGAAGAGCUGUCUUUAGCACAUUACAGACAACAAGGUUUUGACGAAGGGAUCCAUGGAGAGGGCUCAACCUUCUCAACACUGUUUGCUCUUCUGCUGUGGGAUGUCAUUUUUAUGGAGGGUAUUCCAGACGUCUUCCGAAACCCAUAUCAGACGUGCCCGCUGGAUCUUCACACUGACUGUUUCUAUGAGAACAGAAAGGAGGCGAUCGGGUCCCGUGUCCAGUUACUUAGCGAGGCGUCUGUGGAAACACUGAAUGACAUGUUGGAAGAUGUCUGGAAUUCCCAGGAGGGUAAAGUGUGUUCAUUGGUCAACUGGGAACGUUUCUCAUCCCUUCAACAGGCGCAGUCUCUUGUCGCCUGCUUGGGUGGAGCCUUCUUAAGUGGAAUAAUAGCACGAAUGGCAAAAGACUACAGGCACUGCCGUGGAGGUCUGCCUGAUCUUGUGGUGUGGAAUACCUCAAACAACAGCUACAAGCUGGUAGAGGUGAAGGGACCCAAUGACCGGCUGUCCCAGAAGCAGCAGAUCUGGCUGGAUGAGCUGCAGAAACUGGGGGCUGACGUGGAGGUUUGUCACGUGACGGCUACAGGAGCCAGAGGAGGUCGUCUGGAAUAAACAGAUACGAAGAACUGACACAUAAGGGUAUUAAUCAGUGUUGCCAAAUCUGAAAAAAAGAAAAAAGCAAUUUAAGAGCUUUUCUGAAUCUGAUCAUAUAGACUAGACACUGAAUUUGCUGAAAUUCUAUCUUUAAAAUAAAACGUAAUAUGCCUUGUGUUGUGUGGUGUUGAGAUCAGGGACGUCAUUGCCUUUAACCAGAAGACGUGCAUUGUGGGAACACGACUGAGAACUGUCAGGAAAUCAGAAAUAGCUUGCUUACAGAUAACCAGAGCUAAUUCAUGUCAGAAAAUAGAUCCAAGCACCACACAAACUGAUGGUGUUUCCUCCUCUUUGGCAACACUAUAUUCUCAGGAUCUUAGGUUGCCAGGCAACCAGAACUCACAUUUUAGUUGGCUGCUCUCAAAUUUCACGACAGCUCUAUGAGUUUGUUAUGCAAUUAAUUACGGUGAUUAUAUCCCUAUAAAUAAGCAGUUUUGACGUUACCCGUCAGUUCAUCAAAGCUAUUAACGAUUAUUUUCACGUUCAAUUAACCUACAAGUGUUUUUUCCAUUAACUGAUUGAUCAGCCGGUCUUUACUGUCAUAAAACGGCGCAUUUCCUCCAGAGACCAAUGUGCGACAACAAUAUCUUUACUGCAAUACCAUGUGACAUGCUGGAACCAGUCAUAAAUAAAGGAGCUGAACCUUGUACAUUUCAGCGUUGUAAUAUAAAGGUGGCGUAACUGUUGCAAUGUUUUUUUGUUGUUCACUUUAAAUGCUUCCUCUCCGUCAAGAUAAUAUGUAAUAUUACCAAAAACCUUUCUCACUGCAAAGAUUUAUAAUGUAAAGCUGUUUUGUAUUGUGAAAACUAGAAAAUUAAAAGAUAACUGGUGGAAUUUU